CAAAUCGAGUCUCUCCAAGGAAACACGAGACCAUGCCUCGCAAAUCUCUGCUAUUUUAGGGUACUUUGUCUCCUCCCUCUGAUUUCUUCCAUUUCCGAAGCUUCUUCUUGUACAAACAAGCUUACGUACAUAUAAGUAUAUGUACUGCGCUUUAAUUCGGUUCUGUCGUGGUUAGAAUUUGGUGUCUGUUACUAUGGCGGCAGCGAAUCCGCAGCCUCUGCAGGCGCGACCGAUUGAGGACAGUCACGCGCCGCGCGUUCAGGUACAAAUCGAUGACGACGAUGGCGGGGAGUAUGAUGACGGAGAUGAUGCCAUGGACGAAUCGGAGGAGGUAAACGUGGCAGAGCAUCACGGUGGAGUAGGUGCUGGUGGAGGUGUGGUUAUGGCCUCGAGGACUAGUGAACUUACGCUCUCUUUUGAGGGAGAGGUCUAUGUGUUUCCCGCCGUUACACCUGAAAAGGUGCAAGCAGUUCUUUUGCUUCUGGGAGGACGUGAUAUACCCACUGGUGUUCCUACAAUUGAAGUACCGUAUGAUCAAAAUAACAGGGCUGUGGGUGUCACUCCAAAGCGCUCAAAUCUCUCACGAAGAAUAGCCUCCCUUGUUAGGUUCCGUGAGAAACGAAAGGAGAGAUGUUUUGAAAAGAAAAUUAGAUAUACUGUGCGGAAAGAGGUUGCACAAAGGAUGCAUCGUAAGAAUGGGCAGUUUGCAUCCCUAAAAGAAAGUUUUGGUGGAUCAAGUUGGGAUUCUGCACAGAAUUGCCCUCAAGAUGGCACUGCACGUCCGGAAACUGUUGUUCGGAAAUGUCAACAUUGUGGUGUUAGUGAAAAUAAUACUCCUGCAAUGCGUCGUGGGCCUGCUGGGCCAAGGACUUUAUGCAAUGCAUGCGGGCUUAUGUGGGCCAAUAAGGGAACACUCAGAGAUCUCAGUAAGGGAGGAAGGAGUCUUUCAAUGGACCAGGUUGAACCUCAAACGCCACUUGAUGUUAAGCCUUUAAUAGUGGAAGGAGAAUUCUCUGGCCACAAGGAUGACAGUGGAAACCCUGAAGGUCCUUCAAAGGCAUUUACUGUAGGAUCCAACAAUCAUUCUGUCGAUCCAGAUGAAGAAGUAUGUUUCUUGAGUCAAAGACUCAAAGCACCGGUGGAUUUGGAUGAAGCCAUUGAAGAUCUGCCAAAUACUUUGCCCAUGGGAAUUGUCAAUUCAUCAGCUGAUGAUGAUGAACAGGAACCACUGGUUGAGCUUCCUAGUCCUUCAGAUACAGAAAUUGAUAUUCCUACUAACUUUGAUUAGAAGAUGGUGAUUUCUCUUGUGCAAUAAUAUCAGGAGCUUUGGGUGCCAAUUGUAUAUUUCUUCAUAACGGCCAUAUGCUCCAUUACAGUAAUCCUCUUAUAAGGGUCAUUAGCAUCUCAGGAAACUGGAGUUGUAACAUGAAAUAAUAAUGUCUUUGAAUUGUAAGUACCAUGAUGAUCUCAUGCCGGAAAAGAAGUGCUGCUGCUUUAGCUGACAUAAGGUAAUCAAUCUCUGGCUGCUUGUUGAUAAAAGCCGAGGUUGUGUAUAAUUUUAUAGGAGACGCCCUAGUCAGGUUAUAAGAUGUAAUUUAAUUUUAGGCCCGUGUGAGAUUGCAAUUUACUCUAUUGCUGCUUGUUCUUAACAUGAUCGGUGGUGAUUGUAGUGUAACCUUCAUGAUUGGAGUUGACUAGUGUGACUUUGGUAGGAUUGGUGUGCUGAAAAAUGAUUGCAAUCAGAUUAUUUAUUGAUGUA
This is a messenger RNA of Tripterygium wilfordii, 1759 nucleotides long. RefSeq names its product GATA transcription factor 24-like. Lineage: Eukaryota; Viridiplantae; Streptophyta; Magnoliopsida; Celastrales; Celastraceae. The record is from RefSeq and is a predicted model, not a curated record. Gene Ontology annotation, molecular function: sequence-specific DNA binding; zinc ion binding; protein binding. The transcript is spliced from 11 exons. Gene Ontology annotation, biological process: regulation of DNA-templated transcription. Bases 194 to 1288 code for a protein of 364 amino acids.